Molecule: messenger RNA, 270 nt
Organism: Pyricularia pennisetigena
Lineage: Eukaryota; Fungi; Ascomycota; Sordariomycetes; Magnaporthales; Pyriculariaceae
Exons: 4
Coding region: 1-270 (89 amino acids)
Source: RefSeq, a predicted model, not a curated record
AUGGGUGGCGGACCUCGUGUCAAAUACCCCAAGCAUGUCUGGUCACCUGCUGGUGGCUGGUACACCAACCCUCCGAACUGGAAGGCCAACACCGCGGUCAGCCUGCUGGCAAUCGUUGGAGUGACGGCGAUGGUCUGGAAGAUCAGUGCCGAGAAGGAAUGGAGGCCACGCAUGCCCGAGAAGGAUCGGUAUUACCCAAGCAGACAUUGGAGCAAGCAAAUCAUUGAGCAUGAGCGUGCAGAGAGAGAGAAGGAGAAAGCAGGGCAAUAG